Molecule: messenger RNA, 2126 nt
Organism: Diachasmimorpha longicaudata
Lineage: Eukaryota; Metazoa; Arthropoda; Insecta; Hymenoptera; Braconidae
Product: monocarboxylate transporter 5-like
Exons: 9
Coding region: 209-2053 (614 amino acids)
Biological process (GO): transmembrane transport
Cellular component (GO): membrane
Molecular function (GO): monocarboxylic acid transmembrane transporter activity
Source: RefSeq, a predicted model, not a curated record
CAUCAUUCACACAUCAUACCUUACCCAUCGCACUCGCAACAGUGUACAUCCAUAAUACUUAAGGUACUGACUUCUCAUUAUCAGUCUAUGUCUAUUGACUCAAAGUGGAAAUCAGAGUCAUUAUCGACUGGUGGUUUGCCCGUUGUUGAAUGUAAAUCAGAACAUUAAGUUAUUUUGUGGAAGUCGGCAAAAUAUUGUGAGCGUGAAUAUGGUAGAAGUAUCUUCGGCAAGUGCUGAAGAUUAUGUCAAUAAACAGAAGAACAGAAAUCCGGAGAAGGUACGGAAAAAUGUGGAUUUUGGGGGUGAUGACGAUGGGAAGCUGACACUCGAGGAUCUGGCGCCUGAUGGGGGAUGGGGGUGGAUGGUGGCACUAGCGAUGAUUCUCGUUCUUGUGACGGUGUUUGGCUCAACACCAUGCUUCGCUAUUAUGUUUGGAGAAUUUUUCGAGUCAACAGGCCAAGGUGGCUCAGUCAUGACACUUCUCAAUUCCGUAUUCAUGAUCAGUUAUUCAUUCUCAGGGCUUCUGACGAAUGUUCUACUAAAAAAGUAUCCGAUGAGGAGUAUCGGUAUUGUGGGGGCUGUGUUGUUCUCCGUUCCCAAUGUCAUGUUGGCAUUUGUCACUCAUGUUUAUGAGAUGGCUGUCAUUUCUUUUGUUCAGGGAGCCGGUGCCGGCUUUGUUUACACAAUUUUAAAUGCCAAUUUCUAUGCUUAUUUUGUUAAAAAGAGAGCAAUUGUAAUGAGUGCAGCACAAGUGGUGGUUGGCAUUGGAUCGAUAGUUUAUCCAAUUUGGAUAGGGCGUAUGAUGGAGACGUACGGAUUUCGAGGAACUGCCGCUCUUGUCGGUGGGAUGAGUCUCAAUAGCAUUCUCGGAAUGAUGCUGAUGCACCCGGUCGAGUGGCACCUGAGGGAUCCCCAGGAGGUGCGGGAGGAGAGACGACAGCGACGGGCAGAAAAUUUUUCUCACGAUUCUGGUAUCAGUGAUAAGUUUAAUCAUUCGAUGGUGAAGGAUCGACGAUGUACGUUAGGGGACAUUAAUUUGAGCCUGGAAACCGGGAGAUGGUACAGUUUGGAGAAUCUCAGGUGUAAGGAAUCUGGUCAACAUCAUUCAUCGAUUUUAAUAGAAACCCUGAAGGAACAAGCAGAGAGAACAUACUCUGCAGGCGAAGGUGGACACUUCCGGCCGCGCUCAAAAUCCGGUUCUGGAAGGCCAAAGCUACCGCUCCAGCAGACCUUCUCAGCAACAUCGGCUUCCAGCAUUGGUAGCAUCGCAGGUGCUCUGGCGGAUGUCAAACAACGCACGGAACAUCCACCAAAGCACAUCAGUGACUACCACGAUGACAAGACUGAGCAGAAACUGGAGGAGGAAAGGGAUCUGAUAGCAAAGGAGAAGAAUCAAAAUAAAAUUCAACGUGAAGAAUUUUCAACUCUGAAAAUGCUGUCUGAACUGCUCGAACUGUCACUCCUCAAAGACCGAACAUUCAUGAUCAUGAGCUUGGGAAUGAGUUUUGUAUUUGUGAGUGAUUUCACGUUCUCCUCUUUGCUACCCCUGGCUAUGUUGGAGGGUGGCUACAAGACUGCUGACACUUCUAUGACAAUCACUGUAGGGGCCACUGCUGAAUUGGUCUCCAGGAUAAUACUGGUGGUGUUCACACUGUUCGUGAAGGCUCGAGCUAAGACGAUAUUUUUUUUUGCGACCAUUGCAAUGGCUGGAGUCAAAAUUGCAUAUUUUCAUCUGGAAAAUACACUUACGGGGAUACUGGUGUCGACGGUGCUGAUAGGGACAGUGAGGUCCUGGUUGUAUGUACCACAACCCUUGGUCAUCGUCGAGAACCACCCGGUAGAGAAAUACGCAGCUUGCUAUGGGAUAUUCUCAUUAAUCAGCGGAUUCAUUAUGAUCGCAGGUGGCCCUCUCUUCGGUUUCGUUAAGGACAUGACGGGCAGCUUCAAAGUCUGCCAAUUAUUCCUAAUCGCCACGAAUUGCUUUCUCAUUGUCCCUUGGGGGAUGGAACUCAUCAGGAAGUUCUGGAAGAGAGAUUCAGCAACAAAAAAAUAACUUAAUUAGUCUUUACCCUAUUGACGUACAGAAAUAAGUGUAUUUAUUGAAUUAAAUUUGUGUCUAAUUUGAA